UAGGCAAAGGUUGACAGCCAGAUCAGAUCUCAGCUUGUCUUUCUCUUGCAUUCGUUGGAUAUCCACUGAGCGAAGAUGCAGAACGGCACGGAAGGAAGCAACUUCUACAUCCCCAUGUCCAACAGGACUGGGCUUGUAAGGAGUCCUUUUCUAUACCAACAGUACUACUUGGCGCCUCCAUGGCAAUACUAUUGUCUUGCCUUCUAUAUGUUCUUCCUGAUCUGCUUUGGAUUCCCCAUCAACGGUCUGACCCUGUAUGUCACAGCCACAAACAAGAAGCUCCGGCAACCCCUUAACUUCAUCCUGGUCAACUUGGCUGCAGCUGGAAUGAUCAUGGUCCUCUUUGGAUUCACCAUCACCAUCACAUCUGCUCUUAACGGCUAUUUCGUCUUUGGGCCAAUGGGCUGUGCUAUUGAGGGCUUCAUGGCUACACUUGGAGGUGAGGUUGCCCUGUGGUCUCUGGUAGUGCUGGCUGUCGAGAGAUACAUUGUGGUCUGCAAGCCAAUGGGAAGCUUCACGUUCACUUCCACCCAUGCUGGUGCUGGUGUUGCAUUCACCUGGAUAGCUGCUAUGGCUUGUGCUGCUCCCCCACUGGUUGGAUGGUCCAGGUACAUCCCAGAGGGCAUGCAGUGCUCAUGUGGACCUGACUACUACACCUUGGCCGAAGGCUUCAACAAUGAAUCAUAUGUGAUCUACAUGUUUACCUGCCACUUCAUAUUACCAGUCUGUUUGAUCGCCUUCACUUAUGGAAGCCUGGUCCUCACAGUCAAAGCGGCUGCAGCUUCCCAGCAGGACUCAGCAUCUACCCAGAAAGCUGAGAAGGAAGUCACACGUAUGUGCGUCCUGAUGGUUUGUGGUUUCAUGAUCGCCUGGACCCCCUAUGCCAGCCUUGCUGCCUGGAUCUUCUUCAACAAAGGAAUUGCUUUCACUGCCCAGUCCAUGGCUAUACCUGCCUUCUUCUCCAAGAGCUCAGCUUUGUUCAACCCCAUUAUCUAUGUGCUGAUGAACAAACAGUUCCGUGGCUGCAUGCUGGCCGCUGUAGGGAUGAAAGCAGAAGAAGAUGAGACGUCUGUAUCAGCAAGCAAGACAGAAGUUUCUUCUGUGGGCCCUGCAUAGAGACUUUCCCUCAUCCUGCACUUCAUGCCCUCUGAUUUCUACCCUUGUCUAAUGCUCUACAAUUCAUGGACUGUUUUUGAAGACUUCUACCAAUUGGACAUUAUGUGCAGAUUAUUAUAUUUACUUGUAACAAUUGGACUCCAAAACAAACUCAAGAACUGCAUUUUGCUGCUUAGAUUCCUAAAAUGAACUGACGUAAACAGUUUUUGUAAUAAGUUUACUGCAGGUUGUGACAUCUAAUAAAACACCUGUUUUUUGUUCUCUUUGCUCUCACCGCAGUCAAGAGACAACUCCCCAACUGGAGGGCUAUAAUUUACGAUGGUAACAUCUAAAGGCAAGCUCAACAAUAAGACACAACCUAGUUUCUACAGUUCAUAAGGAACACGAGAUAAUGACGCAAAACCUCUCUUCACUAACACUGCGUCAUUCUGCACCGUGUCACUCAAUGUAGUUGAGAUUGGAUCACGAGAUUGUAUUUUUAUGUUAUUGUGAGGCUAGCAAUUAUUUUGCUGGCAUGUGUCAUCAUUUAAUGUAAAUAUUUUAUAAAUAACAAAAAAUUGUGGUACUAGAUAAAUAAAUGCAUGCAUAACAAAUA
Messenger RNA from Salmo salar (Atlantic salmon), 1711 nucleotides. Its product is annotated as green-sensitive opsin-2. Gene Ontology annotation, molecular function: G protein-coupled receptor activity. Gene Ontology annotation, biological process: phototransduction; G protein-coupled receptor signaling pathway; visual perception. The record is from RefSeq and is a predicted model, not a curated record. Lineage: Eukaryota; Metazoa; Chordata; Actinopteri; Salmoniformes; Salmonidae. Gene Ontology annotation, cellular component: membrane.